CACACCCAACCACACACACACACACACGGUGCACACGAAAGGGCGGAGUCGGUGCAAUGGGACUAGUCUCACCCGAGGGGAUCAGAUCUGAUGCGCCGGGAAGGAAUCCAAGGUGAGGUUUCCAGGGAGUUACACAGCGUCAAGCCACACCUGGACGUGCUUUAGUCUGGCUUUGAAAUCACAUCCGAUGAUUCCCGUAGUCUGAUUUGUAUUUGGACACAUCUGGAGGAAACCCCGAGUUUAUGUGCAGUCAUGGAGCGCCCUGCGUUGGUCCUGUCGCGCGCCCAGCCGUCGCCGCGAGCAGCGCGUAAAAGCGAGUGGCUUCGGAGCGCCCUGGCCCAUCACCACUGCCCCGAUCCCGGCGUGGACAGCGAAAUCGUCGUCCUGGCCACUGGAAUAGACCAGUACCUACAGGAGGUCUUCCACCACCUGGCCUACCCCAACCGGAACGAUACGGUGUCGGCGGAGGAUUUCACCGCGCUGUGCGUCGUGCUGGGACUCGCCGGAGGAAAGAGAACGAAGAAAGCAAAGGAAGGGACUGGAGAUGGGGAAACACAUGAAGAGGAUGAAGAGUUUAGGAAUGUGUGUUCUGGGCUGCCCUGCCAGCUGUCCUUUAAAGACUUCCACUCGCGGCUCUGUGGGUAUUUCCGUGUGCGCAGUGCUCGUAGAGGCACCGGGGAGUGUGCCUGGCGCCUGCCCGUUACUGAGGACACGGAGCUGGUGGAGCGACAGAUCCGGCUCCGGUGGCCGCGGGUCAGACGGAGAAAAUGUGUGAGUUUUGAUCUGACGAGGGAUCAGAAUGGGCCCGUGAACAGAUCAGUUAAAGGUCGAACCGCAGGAGACCGCGAGUCAGAUGAGGUAGCAGCUCUGAGGGAGCUGGUGGAGGACCUCCGCUCGGCGCUGCAGGGGAGCGACGCUCGCUGCCUGGCCCUGGAGGUGGCACUCCGACGGGACAGGAGCCGCACCCGCCCUCCUCCGUCCAGCUUCAACUCUACAGUUUCAACUCCCACAACGUCCAUCACCCUCAUACAGGGGAAACUGGUACCGACACACAGAAUUAAAGGACAGUGCAGUGGUGCUGGAGGAGACGGGGCGAGGAGGGUGGCGAGGAGACGGGACAUCAGGGACCCCCUCCUGAGGGAGCUGAAGCUGAUCCGCUCCUCACGUGACGGGCAGCUGGAGGAGGCCAUCAAAUUUAAUGAGUGUCUGGAGGAGGAGCUGCGGUGGGCGUACCAGGCGGUGCGCAAGCUUCAGGGGGUGGAGUCUGCACUGAGGAAAGAGAACGCUCAGAUCAGGAGGCGGGCGGAGGAGGCCAGGGAGGCUCUGAGCUCGGGGCUUCAGAGGGUUCGGAUGAUCCAGGAGCAGGCUCAGUCUGUGCCGCAGCUCCAGUCCAGGAUCUCCCAGCUGGAGGCUGAACUACACCAGUACAGAUCCUGCUGCACCUGCGUCCCUGAACCCACCCGUCAACAAAUGCACCCAAUCGGAGCAGAAGACGCCUGCAGCAAGACAGAGUGUCUGCAGAGAGCAGUGGAGGGCAGAGCUGCCUCUGAUGAAGAGGAGGACGACAGGGGGGUGAGGGAGGAAGGACAGUGCAGCCUGCUGGAGGUGAAGAAGCACAUCGGCCGACUGCACGGCUGUGGCAAAGGAUGUCAGAACCAUGUGGUCCACCAGCUGUUCUCUCAGAGUCCCCUGCAUGAUAAAAACCUCAGCAGCACUUUAAAGGACAGCAGGGGGCGCUGCAGCAGGAGGGGACAAAACCCAGAGCAACCAGAGGGAAGCAGAGGCUUUGAAAAAGAAAAGAGGCCUGAGGAAGAGGAGGACAAGACAAGGCUGGAGGAGAAAGAAAAGACACGUCUGUCUUUUCUGGAGGAGAGACUCACAGAUGCUCUCACACUGCUGCUGCAGCUACGCAACAAGAACGUGUCCCGCAGGGUCCUGGGGAAGAUUGUGAUGGAUACUCUGGAUGUGUGCAGCAGGAGUGGAGACGGUCCGUCUCAGGUCCUGCAGGUAGCUGACGCCCUCUGUGUCCGGCUGUCCUCCAGGGAUCUCCUUGGAAACGGAGGGGAUGAUGAAGCAGGAGAGAGCAGAGAGAAACUCCCGGUUCCGUCUUCAGGGUGUCAAGCCAGCAGCGGCAGCUCUCUGCUCAUCUCCUGCUAAAUAAGCUCCUGCUGUUUUACCUUUGGCUCGUCUGCACCAUGCAAGUUUCACAGUUGUGUAUCUGUGUGUAUCCCAGAUUUUGAAACUGAUUCAAUGUAUUUAAAGAUUCAUUUUAUUUACUUUAUUCAAUCUCUUUGUGUUCUAUUUUGUAUUUUUUUUUUCAUUUCAAUGAUUAAAUAUUUGUAUCCAAACCCUCUGUAA
Molecule: messenger RNA, 2358 nt
Organism: Siniperca chuatsi (mandarin fish)
Lineage: Eukaryota; Metazoa; Chordata; Actinopteri; Centrarchiformes; Sinipercidae
Product: EF-hand and coiled-coil domain-containing protein 1
Exons: 9
Coding region: 253-2157 (634 amino acids)
Source: RefSeq, a predicted model, not a curated record